ACAGAUGGAAAGCUCAUGGGAGUUCUAGGCACUAGGACCCUGCAGGUGCAACAGUGAUUUUUCAGUAAUGUGCAGUGCAGUCGCAUCAGCAGAAGCGGUACGGUAGGCUGCAGCAGCGUCCCCGACGCGCCGCGGCUACCCAUCUUCAAACAUCAGCAAUCUAACGGAUUGGUUUGCAGAGAGAUAAAGUGUCUGUACACUGAGAAGAAUAACACAGCCCUGCUGAUCAUCGUUCGGGCACAACCGAGCGAGCCUGCCGUCAUGGCCUCGUCAGUGAGUGGAACGGAGGAAGUGCGCGGGUCGGCGUUGACGCCCCUGAAGUUGGUGGGCUUGGUGUGCAUCUUCCUCGCGUUGUGCCUGGACGUCGGGGCUGUGUUGAGCCCAGCGUGGGUGACCGCGGAUGAUCAGUAUUACCUGUCUCUUUGGGAGUCGUGCUGGAAGCCUGUUACCUCGGAAACCUGGCAGUGCAGCACCACAUUGGAGACGGACUGGCAGAUCGCCACCCUGGCCUUGUUGCUUGGCGGAGCAGCUCUCAUUCUUCUCUCCUUCUUGGUGGCUCUGGUGUCAGUUUGUAUUGGAUCAAGGAGGCGGUUCUACAGACCUGUUGCUGUGAUGCUGUUUGCUGCAGUGGUCUUUCAGGCGUGCAGCUUGGUCCUGUACCCCAUCAAGUUCAUUGAGACCAUCAGCUUGAGAAUAUACCACGAGUUCAACUGGGGCUACGGCCUCGCCUGGGGCGCCACCAUCUUCUCCUUCGGAGGGGCCAUCCUGUACUGCCUGAAUCCUAAGAACUAUGAAGACUACUACUAAUCUUGCUCGACGACUCGAAUGCCUUCAGCACACCCCCGGUGUUCUCCACUGUCUGUGACAAUAGCAGCUCAUGCACUGAACUGUUAGUUUUCUCCCCCUCUUUGCUGAACUGAUGCUGAUUUCCUUCUGAACACAUAUGCACGCACCUGCACACGUAAAGACACACACAAAGACACGCACAGGAUCACACACAGAAUGCGCAGAAAGGUGCAGACUUCACUAAUGUGUGGACUUCGAUGAGGAAGUGAGAGUGUAUUUUCCAGUCUCCCAUUUGACAGUUCCAAUCAUCUUCUUCAUUCUAUCUUGUACUCAUAUCAUCAUUCUAUUAAGUCAUUAUCAUUCUCUAAAUCUAUCAUUCAAUUAAAACGUAUCAUUCCACACAGCUAUCAAACCAAAUCGGCCUAUCAUUUUUCUUCUUUCAUUUCACUUUGAAACAUUUUUUCUCUGUUCAAUUUUCAGAUCAGCCAUAAAUCAUUCGAAAUUCUUGCACACAAUGAUCCAUCUCUUUCUGAUAUGUUGCCAAAUGGACUUAGAAUGUAUUGAACUUCUGUAACAGAGUACACAAUCAAAGGAAGAUAUCGCAUUACAAUUCUGUGGAUACAGGAUGUUGCUUCAUAGAGAGUGGUAUCAUACAGAUAGACAUGACCAUAAAAGUGGGUUCCAAAUGGGACUGUACAUUACAGUACUGUAGCAGGUUACCAAUGGUUAAUUGUUGUUGUGCCAUCACAACGUGUAAACUUAGGAUAGAAGAUGUUCUAGCAGAGCUUCUCUCUCCAUAGUCAGAGAAUUGAGCAAAUGAGUGACAGGAGAGUGUAGAUCAGACGGAGACGGGCCCCCCACUGUGUUUAUACCUGAUGAUGUGGAGUGGAGUUUGAGAGGAGGGACCUCGAGACUGAUGGUGCAAAACGCAUUAUUGAACCUUUUUAUUGAAACACGUCAGAUAACCCUCACUCUAUAUCACACACAGAAACAAACACACACACACACACACACACAUUCUGAUGUGUUUACAGUUACAGCUAGUUAUCAGAUCACUGAUAUAGUUGUUUACAUUCCUGUCAUGCUAAAAAUGCCCAUUCCCCUGGCACAUCCUAUCAGUUUGUGGAACAGAAACUAAAAGAGACUAGUCCAUCGCUGCCACUCUUCACAGUAGUGGAGGGUGAGGAACUCUAGCUGUGUACGACACAAUCAAGUGUCUGGCAGUAUGGUAGCAUAAUAGUCAGAAACAGUGUCAUUGAAGUGCUGCGGCUAGCCUGAAUGACCGUUGUUGAGCAUUGUGAAGUUUUGUCUGGCUAGCAGUGGCUUGCUCCACUGACACUUGUGUUUCAACUCUCUGACUCAAGAUCAUGCCCUAUUUUAGUCCUUUUAAAAAAGAAAGAGGGGUUCUUCAUAGAAAAAUAGGAUUUAGCAAUGUAGAGCAGAGAUCUUGUUGUUUAUAGCCAAGCCUUGGUAAUAGACUAGUUUCUGACCUAUCAAAAAAAGGUAUACUUUUCAUGAAUAUCGAUACAGGUACUGUAGAUGAAGACGAUCAGAAUUUAGAUAAGCGUUUGUUAGCCUUGUUGACUUGAGUGCAUGUGUAUGUAAGUAUGCAAGAGAGAUAGCUAAACUGUUGAGUGUGUGUGUGGGUGUAUGUGUGUGCGUGUAUAUUUGGCUAGAGGCCUUUUCUGCUCUGUGUGUGCAGUUGUGACGUCUGGCACUGGUUUCGAUACUAACACAAUAAACAGGUGAA
Molecule: messenger RNA, 2536 nt
Organism: Sardina pilchardus (European sardine)
Lineage: Eukaryota; Metazoa; Chordata; Actinopteri; Clupeiformes; Clupeidae
Gene: tmem47
Product: transmembrane protein 47
Exons: 3
Coding region: 262-807 (181 amino acids)
Biological process (GO): cell-cell adhesion
Cellular component (GO): membrane; cell-cell junction
Source: RefSeq, a predicted model, not a curated record